AUGAGUCUCACCGUAAUCUUUCAAAAAGAGCUAUUUAGUGUUGUAGGCACAUCUCUUGGCAGCGUGCUGGAGUUUUUCUCAACCAUGAGGAACAGGCCGGCUUCCGAUGCUGUUGCUCUACUUAGUAUCAACUGGUUCAUUCUGGGUACUCUCUCUUCUCGGACGUUGCCUGUCAUUGCUCAUAUGCUUGCACCGUCAGCCAUCAGGAUUGCUGUUCAGCUGCCACCCCGAAUUCCCAGCAUCCGACGGUUGUGCGUGGGCCGGAGAGCCAUAAAAUUACAAGAUCACCAGAACGACAUUUUACCUUCCUCCGAUCGACGCCACCAUCCAACCGGGCGCCGUCUGCAGGUAUUUAAAGAUAUAUUUUUUCCAGUAUCUUUGUUGGCAUCAGACUUGGGGAUUCCAGGAAUUUAUCUUGUGCAUGAUUUUAUCACUGUGGAGGAAGAAAAGAGACUCCUUGCAGAAGUUGACAAUAGGCAGUGGAGAAGUCUGUCGAAAAAAAGAGUUCAGCAUUAUGGUUAUGAAUUUUUGUAUGAGGUUAAUGAAUAUCCAUGUGUGGUAGGCUUAUCCCCACACAUAGACACUCAUUCGGCAUUUGAUGAACUCAUCUUCAGCCCUUCAACAGCUGGCCCAUGCAUUAUGGAAUUUAGGAGAUAUCCUGAAGGGACUUGGUGCCAUCCAACUGCAUCUGUUAAUGAAAUACAUGAAGACACCCCGCUUUUAUCCUCAUAUAUUACUAGAAAAGCUAUUUUUCUUCCUCCUCGUUCUAUGAUCUUGAUGUCUGGGGAAGGGCGUUAUGCUUGGCAUCAUUAUAUUCCACAUCGCAAGGUAAAUAAUUUUUUGCAGGUUGAUAGAGUAGGGGAAAAGGCAAUCGGAAGAAGUUCACGUAGGGUUUCUUUCACUUUCCGUAAGGUUAGGAAAGGACCAUGCUGCUGUCCAUACAAGCAGUACUGUGACUCUCAACUGGAAUGUAGAAAUCAGCAGGUAAAACAAAACAUAGUCAAAUAAUCUCUACCAUUGAAACAAGAAGCAUUUUGUCCAACAGACACUGACCGAAUAUAAAGGUUUCUAACCAUGAUUAUCCUGUGACAACCUGUGUGUAGUUUUUUUUGUCUGGAGCUGAGAUGGCUGAUAAUGAAUAUUCAGAGAUUUUGUUUUCAAUUUUUCCUUUAGCUGCUUUUGUGUAUCCAGGAGAAACUCUUGCAGAAUUAUUUUGGCACAAUAUGAUUGUUGUGUCAUGUGUUUUGGUUUCUUUCUUCUCCUAUCUUUGAAACAUUUUAGUUCAAGGAGACACAUUUUACUGGAUUUUCUUGA
Musa acuminata AAA Group (dessert banana) is the source of this 1314-nucleotide messenger RNA. Its product is annotated as alkylated DNA repair protein ALKBH8 homolog. The transcript has 8 exons. Gene Ontology annotation, molecular function: oxidoreductase activity; demethylase activity. Bases 1 to 1008 code for a protein of 335 amino acids. Gene Ontology annotation, biological process: demethylation. NCBI's taxonomy places the organism in Eukaryota, Viridiplantae, Streptophyta, Magnoliopsida, Zingiberales, Musaceae. The record is from RefSeq and is a predicted model, not a curated record.